GAAAUUUCGACUGAUUUCGGCGGGAUUUUUUUUGAUUUUGUGAGAAAUUCAGUGGAAAUCGGGGGUAGUAUUAGACAGAGGAUUUCUCUGAAGACUCAAUACUGUAGAUUUCAUUAUUAAGAGCUUGACGUGUGUGUAUGGUUUCAGCUUGUGAGAAGAACGAUCGAAAUAAUAAUGCGUGAAUCUCGUCAGGCCUCUUCAAAUCUCAUAUGCGUCAGUCAUGAUAAAGACACGAGGUUAAGAGGCAAAGGGUUAAGAGACUUGUAUAACAGUAUAAGGCUAAUCGGAAGGGGGAUGUAUUCUUUCAAAGGUGCUGGUUUUCGUCCCAGAUACGACGUGGAAAGGAAUGAUGUCACUUGGUUGGGGUUGCGCGCUUACAGACGGGUGCUGCUGAAGAAGAACUCGAAGCACAAGAGUCUGCUUUUUUUUUUCUUGGGGCCAAGUUGAAGGCUUAUGGUGGUAUGAAGAACAUGUCAGGUGAGCUCAUAUAUGCUGUUGAUGAUGCGCAUUCUGUUGUGCUCUGGAGCAUCAGAUAUUGAUUUUGUAAUAUGCAUCAAUGUGCAGUUGGGCAUGGGAAGACGUCUUCUUUUGUACUACAUGUUUUUGGCAUAGGAUGGAUGGCCUCUUCUUUUGCAUGUUUUUGGCAUGGGAUAACAUCAACUCUCUCUAUCCACCAUUUAAAUAAUCAUUUUGCCAAUUUGAAUGGUUAAGGACCAAUUGUUAGUGAUGCUCUAAGGACUCAUGUGGAUCCACCAAUGAGAAUAAUUAAAUGAUACAUCCUUCAUCCA
Messenger RNA from Salvia splendens (bonfire salvia), 788 nucleotides. Its product is annotated as telomerase reverse transcriptase. The transcript is spliced from 3 exons. Lineage: Eukaryota; Viridiplantae; Streptophyta; Magnoliopsida; Lamiales; Lamiaceae. The record is from RefSeq and is a predicted model, not a curated record. The coding region runs from base 175 to 447 and encodes 90 amino acids.